Messenger RNA from Sphaerulina musiva SO2202, 1010 nucleotides. Its product is annotated as Phox-like protein. The coding region runs from base 120 to 680 and encodes 186 amino acids. The record is from RefSeq and is a predicted model, not a curated record. NCBI's taxonomy places the organism in Eukaryota, Fungi, Ascomycota, Dothideomycetes, Mycosphaerellales, Mycosphaerellaceae. The transcript has a single exon. Gene Ontology annotation, cellular component: retromer complex; early endosome membrane. Gene Ontology annotation, molecular function: phosphatidylinositol-3-phosphate binding. Gene Ontology annotation, biological process: late endosome to Golgi transport; endocytic recycling.
UACAAUACCAUACCACACCGGACCACACUACACCAUACGACUUCCCAUAAUCUCGCUCGUCUCUCACCACACACACCAAGCUCACCACUCAUUCGAGUACCAAGCGCAACUUCACCACCAUGCAGCGCAUCGAGCCUCGAGCAGACCCCGUCCCUCCCUCACAAGAUUCGUCCUCAGCACCGCAAAACAACACUCCAACCGCUCUCGAGCAGCGCGGAGGCUGGACUCUCCCCUCCGGCUUCGCCAGCACCGGCCGCGAAACCCACACGCAAUCCUUUGAAGAAAUCUACGGCGUGCCCGAAAACUUUCUCGAAAUCGAAGUCACCGACCCUCUGACUAUCCAACCCACCUCGUCGCCCAACAGCCGCUACACUACCUACCUCAUCCGCCUCUCCACCAACAUUCCCGCCUUCAAACUGCGCCGCUCCGAAGUGCGACGACGAUACUCGGAUUUUGAGGUGUUUCGCGAUCUCCUCGAGCGCGAGUCGGCCCGCGUCAGUAUCCCGCCGUUGCCGGGGAAGGUGUACAUCAAUCGCUUUGAUGAUAGUGUCAUUGAGGAUCGCAGGAGGGGUUUGGAGCGGUUUUUGAAGAUUGUCGUCGGACAUCCGUUGCUGCAGACGGGGAGUAGAGUUCUCGGCGCGUUUGUGCAGGAUCCGAACUGGGAUCGGAAUGCUUGGUGAGGGGAGGCGGGAGAAGGGAUGUGAAAGGGAUAGGAAGGUGAGGAAGAGAAGCAGUUUGGACUGCUGUCGCAGAUGUGAGAGACGAGAGGGACGAGGAAGAGAGAAGGAGAGGUACUUUUCGCUGGUGUGAGAUGGCAGGAACAUGAAGAGGAGGAGAGGCAGCUUUUGAUUACGGGUGCAAGUUUUUGUGAGCGAGCGCGUUUGGAGACGGUCUUGUUAGCGGGCCUUUUUUGAUUCCUCUCCUGGGACAAGUAGUUACGAAGUGAUGCAGCAUCAUAUCUUUCCAAGUUACAGCUAAUACAGUAUCCAGCUGACAGUCAAAUCGACGUC